Molecule: messenger RNA, 681 nt
Organism: Symsagittifera roscoffensis
Lineage: Eukaryota; Metazoa; Xenacoelomorpha; Acoela; Convolutidae
Product: keratin-associated protein 4-6-like
Exons: 8
Coding region: 1-681 (226 amino acids)
Source: RefSeq, a predicted model, not a curated record
AUGUGUGCCAGUCUGAGUGUGUGUGUGUGUGUAAUUGCGUGCGUGCAUUGUGUGCGUACCAGUGUGCGUGCGUCUGUGAGUGUGCGUGCGUCUUUGUGCGCGUGUGUGAGUGUGAUGUGUGGGCAUGUAAUAUGUGAGUGUGUGAGUAAAGUGUCUGUGUUUGUGUUUGUGAAUGCUUGUGUGCGUGAGUUUGCAGGAAUAUGUGAGUGCGUGAGUAAAAAGCGUGCGUGCGUGUGUGACUGUGUGAGAGUGUGUAUGUCUGUUUGUGAGUGUGUGUGUGUUUUUGCGUGUGAGCGAAUUUGUGAGUGCGUGAGUAAAGUUUGUGGCGCGUGUGCAUGUGUGUGCGUGCGGGUGUGUGCGUGCGUGCGUGUGAUUGUGUUCAGGUGUGUGCGUGUGUGUGUAAUUGAGUAUGUGCGUGUGUGUGGACGGGUGUUUGAGUUCGUAUGCGAGCAAAAUUUUGUGUGUGCGUAUGUGUGUGUUAUGUGUGAAUAUGUGUGCGUGUGUGUUUGUGCGUGUGCGUGUGCGUGUGCGUGUGCUUGUGCGUGUGUGAGUGAGAGAGUGUGUGAAUUGUGUGCAUGUGUGUGCCUGUUUGUGCGUGUGUGUGUGUGUGUGCACAUGCCAGUUUGUGUGUUCGUGUGUAUGCGCGUGUGUUUGUGUUCGUGUGUGUUCAUGUGUGUGUAG